AUGCAAGCUUAUACGUACCUGGUGCUGGAAAACAAAUUACAUAUCAAGUGGUACCUUGAAAGUUUAAAUCGCAAGGUACUUUAUCUCAGGUAACAUCAGGUAAGAGAGGAGAUACCAAAGUCUGCUUUGUUGGUGAAGUUCAACUUAAUUUUGUGAUGCAGGAGACCGCAAGAGACAUAGUAGUUGUUUGUUGAUUCUCGCUCAUAGCAACUUGGCCGAUAAAACCUGGACACUAAAGUAGACGUCAUACAUCCACAACAAAGAUGGCGGACGAAGAGGUCGGAUCAACACAUUAUGCAGAGGAAAGGUGGUCGUUGUUGAAUUCGCUCAAAUGUACGGUAGAAAAUAUUCUUAUGUCCAAUUUUGAAAAUGGCCAAGUUACUACAGGUAGUUCUCCCCAUGUUGAAUUUGAUUUGGAGCGCAUUUUUGAGCAUGGACAACGCAAAAAUCAAGUAAGGAUUUCCCUUUUAUUUUUGUUGUUUCCUUAUACGUUUCAGACGAAGAUGCGUUUCAGAUUCAAGCAAGUGUACAUGAAAGACCAUCUUUUGGGGUUAAAGAUCACAAAUUGGCUACAAUUAGUUGCAAAUUUAUAGUAAUUUCUGUGUUUGGUGAUUUCUUCCUUCCUACAGUUGUAAUUUUGUGUUCAAUACACACUCAGACAAGGAUAUUUUUUAGCCAAAGAAAAUACGUGUCUACGUUCAAUUCAUUAGUAGUUAACAGAAGGAACGAGAAAAACUGAGUAUGGAAAGCUGAAAUGAAGUGUUAAUUUUUACAAGUAAUCAAAUGAUGUUUCAUGCAAUUUGGAAACAUGAGCUAGUUUACCUUUCUGAAGACUACAGGUGGCAGUCGCCCAGAUUUAUUCAAUUUUGCAGUAUUUUAAAAGUUUAUGUAUGCUUAUUUAUUUUAAGUUGUACUUGAAAUCCAUUAGUUGACUUUGUAGAUGCUAAUUUCCUAGAGUAAUGAGAAGAUCUAUUCAUAACAUUACAAUGAACCGUGUCUGUUGAGGCCUAAUUUUUCAUUGGUCUGUAGAAUGUUCUUCAAAAAAGGAACAGUGUGUCAUAAGCUUUGCUGUGUGUAAUUGAUAUUGUAUUUAUUGAGUUUCAUCUUCUAUUUAUCAAAAGAGAACUGGUCAAGACAAGGGUGAGAGAAAUACAAUGGUUGUAGUUUCCCCAUUUGAUGAAAGUGUUCAAGGGGAUCUCACUGAUGCUAUUGAAGACAUAUUAGAGAAAUUCCAUCAAGCUUUUCUUGGUUGCUCUCUGUCUGCCUCCAAUUUGUCUCAGCUGGUUAACAACAGGAAAAAAAUUAAUUGCUUGUACCAAGGUGAGCUUAAUUAAAUGGUAUCUGAAAAGGUGCACAGUGGAACAUGUAUUAAGUUGUCACCCAUGAGGAAUGGCAAGAUGACUCAGUAGUUAGGAAACUGAUUGUUUAAUACAGGGUGAUAGCUUAAUAGGGUGCCACUUAAUACAGGUUGGACUGAAUUACUUAAUGUGUUCUCCAAUUUUCGUAAGUAAAAGAGUAACGAGCUCUUCUGUAAAACUUUUAAGUUAUUUUUUUAUGUCAAGUUUUAGUUUUUAUACAGUACCAAAGUCAGUUGUCUAAAAAUAUCCUUACCUUUUUCCUUUCUGCAAAACUUGCCUCUCUUUGUGAGUAUUUAAAGCGUUUAAAUGAAUAUAUUUUACCUACAGGAAACGAACAUGCAAUGUUGCAGAGAGUUUUAUUUAUGGUUUUUUAUAUGUUAUCUAGCUUCUUGAAAUAUUGGUUUUAGGGAAAUUCAGCACAGGAUGACUCAUUUUUUGUUGAUUGAUAAUUCAUUAAUGUUAAUUAACAUUGGUAUUACAUAACACAUUAAUUAACAUCAUCCAAAUCUUUUCAUGGGAUGCUUCUAUACUGGAGACACUUACACUCAUUCUGAGUCUGCCUUCUGAAAGGACCUUCCACUACACUUAGUCGUCUAAUGGAGGAUUAGUCUAACUAACAUAAUGGAGCUCUUAACUUUACUAUGAUUGUGAUAGUUGAUGAUAGCAUACAAAUUGAUACAAAUUGAGGCAGUAAUGGAAGUCAGUCUAUGUUUGUUGACAAGUUCAAUGAACUGAAUUUUUUAGAGCAGUCUAGCUUAUAAUUAUAAUAAUAAUAAUAAUAGUAAUAAUAAUAAUUACUUUAUUGGAUAACACAGUUACCGGUAGAACCAGUAGUUCUCAUUGUGGUCCCCUAAAACUUCAAAUUCAAAUAGCAAAAAUGCAAAGAAAAAAUACAGUUAAAAAUUGAAAAUUAAAAAUUGAAUAAAAAUUUCUGCUUACAGUAAAAUUAUCAACUCUGGAGUUCCAAUCUAUAUAUUUUCUUAUAAAGUUGAUUUUUAAAUUUACCAAGGGAAGUGAGACCCCCUAGUGGCACCAUCUAGGUCAAUUACCAAGUAAAGAAAGAAGAAAGCAACUCAACCCAUACCCCUCCAAAAAAUUAAUCUUGCAUUAAUAGCAAUUGCCUAUGUUUUUGUUUGGUAUGCAAGAGAAAUAGAGGAAUAGAGGGAAAAUGUAUGUUAAGUACAUGUUUAGGAUGAAAGUAAUGUGACAUUAUGUUUUUUUUCUUAUUUGUAUGUUUUAGGACAUUGAAAAGUCAAGGAAAUCAUAGCAUUAGGGUUGUAGUGCAGUAUUUUGAUUUGACCACAGCUAUUAGACUCACAGCUAUACAGUAUUGUACUCGUAUGGUACACUACCUUCUGUAAUGUGAUGUUUUGUUUUUUUGAAAUUUUGUUGUAAUUUCUUCAGUUCUUUUUUACUUAGUUCUAGAUCACAGAAAUGUUUUUAAAAGAAAAAAUAGGCACAUGUGUAUCAACCAUACAUACUAUUUAUUUUCUAGACUAUGCAUUUCUGAGAAGCAAUCCACAUGUAGAGGCAAUGUGCACCUGUAUACAAGCUUUAGAGAAUGGUGACUUUCAGCUGCUUACUAAAAUUGAUAACAUUCUGGUGAGUGCUAUUUACACUGCAUUAAUUUAAGACACUAAAUGAUGUUUAAUGGGAGCAAAUUAUUAAAGAUUUCGUCUUUUGAACUUUCAGCUGAACAAGAAAAAGUACGUUGAUCUGUGGUUGCAGGGAAGUGUGAACUUUAACACUGGUUUACUUCAGUCCUCUAUCAUAGACAAAGACAUCCAGGGAAAAGAUGUUGAAGAGCUUCCUUCAUCAAACAGCUCAGGUUGCAGUAGUGAAAAGGACUUCUGUCAAAAUGUCUCAUUAUACAAUUCUCCAGAGGAGAGUAACAUUGAAAUAACUGAUGAAUCAGUUUACCCUUCAGUUGGUUUGCAGGAAAACCUGCAAUAUUGCCCUGGGUCUGGCCAUAACUGUUCAUAUUUACCGACAAACAUAAAUGAUCAAACUCUUGGACAUCAAUGUUUAUCAAGAAGUGGAUCCCAUACAGAGCAGAUAGUAAGAGAAAAUGUCAAAGUAAAUUGGUCUUCACAAGCUUCUACAACUUUUGGACCCUUGAAAACAAGGGAUAGUGUAAGAGCAACUUUAGCUUAUGCAGCACUGUCUGCUGUAAUGGAAAGUGAUGAGGGUAUUCCUUACACUGCAAUGUGGCUGGAUGCUACUGAUGACAAAAAAUCAUGCAAAGUCAGAAGGGCAAGCACUGGUAGUCUUAACAAAUAUUUUUUGCACUCUCAAAGUGACAAAUUAAUAAACAAUGGGAUGUUAGAAGCAGCCAACCUUGAAACUAACUCAGCAGGAUCAUGUGGCAAAAAUGUUAACAGCUCUACUGAGUCUGUUACAGAAUAUCAAACUAGGAAAGCUAUUGGACACAAUAGGUCAAAGUCAGAUCAGCUUGGUGUGACACAAAUUCAGAAGCACGAGUUCAUUAAUGAUCUGGCUCUAAGUGGUGGAAACAAGGAGAAUUCCUGCAGUGAUCUUAAUAGAUUGUCAUCUUCACUUCCUGCUACAUCAGGUGAGAAUUUGAAGCAAUUCUUCAUUCUUGGCAUGAUGUUACCAAUACCUUGUGGAACUAUUCAAUUUUUCUUGUAGAAUCUCUGUACUGCAUUGACCCAUACAUGGAUGAUCCUUAUCAAGAAAAAUCACUGGCAACACUUCUAGCAUCACAGGAUUUUAGUUCUUGUGAAUUAGACAAGGUAUUUGCCUCUAACAGCAACUGUUUUAAAAUUUAAUUUCAUAUAGCAAAAGAUUCAAAAACAAAAGCAGAAAAUGAUAUGCUAACAUAGGAAAAGUUUAUGUGACAGGCAUUAAACUGGACCACCUAUCAGUGAUGAAAAGAUGAUAAAGAGCUGGCUGCCAGAUACAGUGAAAACCCAUUUAGAAAAAACUGUUUUUGCAUUUUUCUGUAAAUCUACCAAACAUAUACCUGCAUUCAAAGUGACAGAAAUUAUUGCCAACAAGCCUUUCCAGCAACUCUGAAAAUUUUUUGUGGGAUCACAUAUAUGACACAAUUUAUUUAAUAACCAAAAUUUGUUGUCUGCAUAUCCUUUUUUUAAAAAAAAUCUUGAUAUUGGGCAAGCAAUGAAUGAAAUCCAUAUUUCUAUUUUCCACUUCUUCACUGGUGUGGUUAUGGCUGUGAUUUGUCUUCAUUUGAAUGUGUUCUUUUACAGGAGAAUGCCCAUUUUAGUAUAUCUGAAGCACUGAUUGCAGCAAUUGAACAGGUGUGAAGUCACUUAAUAUGUGCAACUUCUUUAUUUCACUAUUUCAUAUUCAUAUUUUAAUACCUUAUAGAAGUCACGGCCUUCAUAAGUUAAACAAAUUGUAUCUUUCUACAUGUUUAGGAAUGUUGUAUUUCAUAUAAACAGUGUAGUGUACUGUGGUAGUGUCUAAAUACAUUCAUUAAACAAAAGUUGGCAAAAUCUUUCACUGUGAGUUUUUAAAGGAGAUGCAUACUCUAAAAAGCAAUUUUUAUUGCCACUUUUAAAAUGUACAGGUAUGUUUCAAUUCUUUUAAACUAAGCAUGUUUUUAGACUCCAAAAAGUAAGCCCACUUUUUUUUAAAAUUCUUCAAAAUAUUCAACUAAAAAUACCAUUUUGUGCACUGCUUUGUAAUUUGCGUACCAAUCUGUGAAAUCUUCCCUGGCCCAGUUGUUGAAAGGGAGGAUAUUGCUAACCAACAGAUAAAUCACUAUCCAGCAGAUGACUGUAAACUAAACAUACUGGACCAUCCACCACAUAGGGAUUCAUCCAGUGGAUAAAAUUAUCCACCAUUUGAAAAAAGCAGAACCAGUUCUUGUACAUGUUAGUUUUGGAUGUGUAUAGCUAAGAUACAGAGUUUUUGUUGUUGGUGGUUGUUUUUAAAAUGGCAUCCUAAGGAUAGGACUUAAACCUAUUUGAAGACAGUAUUUUAACAGUUAGCUUGUACAUUGUUUUGAAUGGUAGGAAUUAAAAUCAUACAUGUACAUGGUUUGGAGAGUAUAAUUCUUCAACAUGAUGAUGCUUUCUUAAUCUGGGUCCUAGAGUUUUCUCGAUUUGAAUGAAUUUAUGUUGUGUAUUAUCUCUAGUAUAUUGUGAAAUGAAAAUUUUAUUGAAUGAGAACCUGGUCACUUGACUGAAUUUCAUACAGAUGAAGUGUGAUGCUGUCAAUGCAUCAGAGGAGGAGGAGGAGGAGGAGGAGGAUGAAGAAAUCCUUUACUUGAAGAAAGAACUUGAGAGAAAGAGGUGGGAGAAAAGGCAAAGAAAAAAUUUGCAAGAACAGGCUGCCUUUAGUGAUGAAGCCACCCAAUCUACAGCCUCUGAACCCAGCAUGCAGACAAACUCUUCAAGUGAGUCAUUAUAAUAGAAAAAAAAAAAAAACAGAAGUACCCAAAGAUUAAAUUCAAUUAUGAGUCAAUACUCCUUUCUCAGCAAUACAAGAUUCUGCGAUUCCCAUAAAUUUUACAAAGUGUUAUUGAAUUGAAACAACAAAAUUAAAGUUCAUGGAGGAGAAAUGCUACAAUUCAUCACUGACCAGAACGAUGGUUAGAUAUGCAUCUUGAGUACUGCAGUAUUGGUUGAAUCCUGUUUAUUACUUGGCAGCACAUAUAUGUGUAUAUCUUGAACUUGCAAUAGUUUUAUGAGCUACAUGUAUUUGUAUUAGUAUAAGUAAAAACAUUAUUUUGAGUGUAAUUUGGUGUUAAUAAGCACAAGUAAAUUUUUCAAAGCCAUUAAAAUUGCAUGAGCCCAUAGGGCAAGUGCAAUUUAUAGUCUUAAAGAAUUUCAAGGGCUUAUUUACACCAAAUGGCACUUGGGUUACAAGUUUGCAUUUGUGUUACAUGAAAUAUAAUUUAGUGUGCAAAUGUUACCAGACACUUGGCUUCUGUAAGAGGAUCUCAAAAAAUAAAGUAUCCUGUCCAGAAUUUUCAAGUGAUGUAUAUGCAUAGUGAACAAGAAUCAUGAAUGGACCUGACUGUUCUAGCUUAUUUUAAUUCAGCUAAGAUUUUUCAGAACUUAGAAUAACUAAUGAUUAACUGUAAGGAAAAAGAUUCUUUGAGCUGGUGAUUGAUUUUGUUUGUGUGGCACCUGACAUCAAACACAUUACUUCUAUUAUCUUUGAUACUGUACUGUAAUUAUAAAAAAAGCUCAUGUGAUAUGGAAGAAUUACUGCUUGUCAAAGCAGUACAGUGAUCUAUUAGCAUUAAAAUAAUAUGGAGAAUUGAUUGAACAAGGAGAGAAGAGGCUUUCAUUUCUUUGUAUUUCUUGGUGUUUAGUUUCCUAUUGAAAGAUUUUUUCAAAUGAAUCAAGAAACUGUUUUGGAUUGGGGUAUUCUUUUGAGUGAAUAUUAAAAUGAAGUGCUUGGCUUCUAAGCAACAAAAAUAUAUUUGACAUUUGAGUUAUCAAAAAAAUAUAUGUGACGUUUGAGUUAUCUGGGUUCAAGCACUCUCCCUCUGUAAAAAGGUUGUGUGUUAAAAAAAUUUGUCUCAAUGGUGCCCAUUUUGAAUAAUUGUCCCAAAAAAAAUGUACUGACUUUAUGAAACAUGUCACAACUAAUUGUUUUUACUUUAACAGCAAAUCAAAGUGUUUUGUCUCAUUUAGGGUCUGUAUUUGACAGUGAAGAUGAGCUCAGUACUGAGUGGGAAGAACUAAGUCCAACAGAUGAACAAUUUCAGGAAAACAAUGAAUUCCGUACAUCCAAUGCUAUACCCUCUUAUCCUAGCUCUGUGACAGACACUGUAUUAGACUCAGUGCAUAAUCCAAAUUCCAAGCUGCACUAUACCCAGUUGUCUGCUGAAGCAGUAGCCAAAAGCUUGUUGCAGAAGUUUGCCAACCAAAAACACCCAGCAGCAUGGGAACUGCAAUGGUUAGUAUCAUUUCAAGAUGCUCCUCAGUCCUUGCUUCCUCUACCAGAUACUGUGGCUGUGGCACCAGAUGAUAUCCUUCAAGUUGAGGCACUAGAGAAUAAACUAAUGUCCAGACAAAACUCAUUGCCAGUGAGUACUAAAUCAUCCAUAACUAAGGUGUCAUUUUAAGACAAAGGUUUGAUCAAGGCUUGUCAAGGAAACCAAGAUAAUAAUAUGGAGGAAUGAGGGUUGAAAUGGAGUAGUAAUGAAAUAGCAAUUCUGUCCAUUAUGUUGUGAAUAAGAAGUUACCAAUAGAAAAUUUUCUUGUGCACUGUAUAGUGAUCUAACCUCUAUGUUAUUAUGUAUGUCGACAUGUAUGUAAGAACAAGUGGUUGAUUAACAUGGUUGUUAAAAAACAAUGCAUCUUUCAAUUUCAGAGCCGUAUUCGGGGAAACUCAGAAUGGGCCCCUCCACGGGCACAGAUUAUUUUUCAUACUCAUAAACCACCUAGGUAUGUGUCCUAUAUAUUGAACAGUUUGGAGUGUUACCUAUUUGUGAGAUGAGCAAGCCAUUUAGGCCUGUAUGAUAUGGGAUUUAUUACAACCAACUUGGUGCUACAUGCCUGGUUAGCUUUACCAUCUAAUAUCCAACACAAACUCAAAGAGUAACUUUUAAAUAGUCAAAAACUAGGUGAUCUGUGUUAAAUUAGCAUUGCAGUAAAUUUUUGUGAUGGAAUAGUUUCUUUAGGGAACCAGUAAUAUUUUUAGGCAUUUAAAAGAAGGGACUAGCUUUAAUUGAGUUUGAGUUGUUUAUUUAAUAAUACUCCACACUGUGUUUGGCAAAUUCAAAUAUUGCUAAGAUUCUUCCUGUCAUCUAAGCUCUUCAUAUGGUUUUACAAUCAUAAGCUAAAUAUAUAUGUCAAGAAAGAAAAGAAAUUCCACAGAUUGAAGGGUAAAUAUUGUAUGAAGAAAUUAAAGAAUGUGUAAAUACAGGAUUUUGCUUGAUAAUAAGGUUGUCAAAAAACGAACCAAAUUCCAACUUCAGUGGCUGCUGCAGCAUGUUUCGUGGGCAAAUUUUCAGCUCUUGUAAAUUUGAAGUAAAAAAGAAGCCAAUGCCUUUAAAGUUGCAUCAGAAAAUUUUUUAGGAAAAGUGGUUCUUUAUUUUGGACCAAAGAGAGAUAAAUUCAAGAUUCCAUUGUGGAUUUAUGGUCUUAAAAGCCUUACAGAUCAGUGCAUCUUGCUUUCUUUCAAAAACUGUGUUUCAAUUACGUAAAAUUAAUUGUGUGCUUGGAAGGCAAGGGCUGAUUAUUAUGAUUGAUAGACCAAGGUAACUAAUUUGUGCCCAAAUUUCAGGAGAAAAAAAAUGUAUGAGACAGCAAAACUUCAGAUGUGCUGGUUGUGGUAUGGCAGUCUCUCCAGGCAAGUUGUUAAAAAAAGCAUUAUUUAAGUUCUUUUUAGUAUCUACAGAAAAAAAAGACUUUCUCUUUAUAUCUUAAUUAUAUCAGUAGGCCACUUAGGAGCCCUUACCAGAAUCUUGGUCCUGAAUUUGGCAAAAUUUGCUCUGAUGAAGGGCUAAUGCUUCAAGCAUCAGCUUUCAAACUCAUUGCAGUGGCAAAUUUGUUAUCAAUUCCUAUAUGCUAGUAUACAUGCAUUUUGUUCAUUUUACAGCCUCUUCAUUAAUUUCUCAGAGUUAUGACAGAGAAACUUUCAAAAUACUGCAGAUUCCCUUAUUUGAUAUUUAGACCACAUGUGCUUGUCCUUACUAUUUUCAGUUACUGUUUUCAUAUAUUUUGUUUGAAUUUUUGAUUGUUUACCUUUUUCUGUUGGGGUUUACAAUAUACUUCAGUCAUUGACUUUGCUGGAGAACAUGUGGACUCUACUGGAAACAAUUGUGAGACUGAGAAAAAUUAUUUUUCUAAUAAAUUGAUGUAGCAUAUACCUCAUGUCCCUGUAGUGGACACAAAGUCCUUGUUUGCAGAGUUCUUGCUGCUUAUCAGUAGUUUGGAUUUACAAAUUUCUGUAUUUUAAAUAAGUAGUGGUUUUUUCCUUUAGAUUACAUGAGGCGAUUUCGGUACUGCCACUACCUGGGAAAAUAUUUUUGUAGUACUUGUCAUAACAAUGUAUUGGAAGUGAUCCCUGCUAGAGUCUUAAGAAAAUGGGACUUCGCCAAAUAUCCUUUCCAUCUGAAAUAUAAUUUAAGUACUUUUUCUUAUUAUGUUAGGAUGAAGAGUUAAUUAAUUGGUUUUAAAUGUUUCUUAAGCCACUUAUUUAUACAGAAGUUCCAGCAGCACCAUUUAAUGAUUUUAUUUAGCCAUUCUAUAUCAUGUGGGAACACUUCAUUGAGGUUUGGUAUAGACAAAGUAAUCAGACUAAACAAUAUGUAUUUUGUAUUUCAAGCUUGUAUGCCCUUUUUUUGCAAAGAAUAUUGGAAUCAAUUCAUUAUUUUGUCAAAAUACACCUAGGAAAUUUUGAUUGUGCUUAAUCUUGUUCACAAAAUCAAGGAGUCUUCCUUUUCCAUCAAGAAAAUUUUCAACCUUUGCUCAAGAAGGAAAUAACACUGGAGAGGUGUUUUUUGUAUUCAAAUCUGUACUGAUCCACAUGCUUGUACACAGACAUUGUAAGUCUAACUAAACAUAAUUUGGAAACACUAAAAGCCUUGUUCAAAUGGUCAUGAUAGCUGAUGAUAGUUUCAACUAUUGUGCUUGUUUGAAUGUGAACUAUCAUGCACUAACAUUCACUACCAUCAACUAUCAUCAACUAUCAUGUAGUUUGGACAUGUUAAAAUUUGACAUGAUAAUUGAUGAUAGUUUUUGCCAUUUGAAUGAGUGGAUGAUAGUUUUUUUGGUCAGUAGUUUUGCUUAAAAAAGGGGCUCAAACAAUAAAAAGUAGCCACCAAAAAUUUGCAGAAUGUAGUAAGUACAUUUCCAACUGUUUGGGGCAUAGGAAUAUCACAAUUUUAAGAGGGGUUCCAAAUAAACUGAUUACACAAUAAGUGUUUACACUGGUAGGUUCAGCUGCACUUUCUCUCACCCUUUCUCAGAUAAUUAUGUUCCUGUUGUAUCAUGCAUAUGUGAUAUAGCCUUGUUCAUUUUAUGACACAGUUUUGUUUAUUCCACAAACUUUUGUUCAUUCAUUGGUUUCAAGUGUUGCAUGGUUACAGCAAUGAGUGUCUUUAUAAUGGUACCCAUUCACCUCGCCACCAAAGUGUAAUCAAUCUUGUCACUAAACAUAAUGAUCCAGUAGCAAUUGAUGUAAUUGUAUUAAGUGUAGCUAGAGGAUGUUGGAUUAAACAAAUAUAGGUUUGCUUGAGCUUGUUGUUAUCAGGUAAAAAAUUAACAGGAUCUCCUUGUGAGCUUUAAAAGCAGUCUUGUUUUGUUGAUGAAAAAGUGCAUGCCAUCACUGACAUUUCUUGUCGAUCUUGUUAUUCAUUUGUUCAAGUAGAAAGUUACAGUCAAUUUGGCUUACCUUUCCUUUCAUGAACACUCUAAAUAUUCUCAGGCUAGAAUUCAUCAUUCAGUAGUCUGUUUGAUAUCUUCUUUAGUCAGAUCAAAUUGGUGGCUUUUUAUUGUUUCUGCCAUCUCAAAAGAACUACUGAGCCUUCAGCACAGUUUUGCAGUAUUCCUCAUGGGAUUCUAAUGGCAAUGUUUGCAAGACUCCAGAUGAAACUUAAGAGUCACUUAUAGCUUUGAAUUUAUACCAAAUUAGCUAGCGACCUUGGUGGCCAGUUUACUGAUGGCAACUUGGUGGUGGCAAGAUUGCCUUGGUGGCAAGCUCACUGGUGGCAGGAUGACUGUGUACCUUAAUAAUGAGUGUCUUUAUAUUGAUAAGUUUUCAUAAACAGGUUAAUCAUGUACAAUGUUCACUAGAUUUCUAAUCCUGUCAAUGUUGCAGACCAAAUGUGUAAUUUAUUUACUAUGUGACAAUGUGUGUACACCGUAACAAAAGAUUGUGAUUAAUCAGGUAGCUCUGAACUCAAGAUGUAGUUUAAAUCUAUAAAUUUUGUCAGCUUUUGAAACCAUUCUCCUCUUUUACCUAUGUUUACUGCUGUUUCACUGGGUUUCCAUAACUUGACAUCAGAUAUGAGGUGUCUAAUUUUGCACGUGACUUACUGCACAGGAUAUGCUUUGAUCCUUUGUUUAAUCUGAUGGAUCUCAAUCCCUCAUUAUACAAGCGUAUUCGAGUUCUAGAACGAUUGAAGGUAAUUUGGUUCACACUAAUGAUCUAUUUUUUUCUUUAUGUAUAUCGUGCCUGAUGCAAUAUUUUAUCUCUUGUCAGGAUGUUCGUAGACGACUUCACUUUUUCAAGUCCUUUAUUCAAACAUGCCGUAAAGCUGAAGAGUAAGGGUCAUUCUUUAAAAGAAUCAUAAGAUACUAGAAACUUUGGCUCAUCUCUUAGAGGGUAAAACAAAUUACUAGCAGAAAAAAAGUUUUAUUGGUUAUGAGCAGGGUGUAGAAUGUUGAAGAUGCUGGCAAUCCCAGUAUUUCUUUCAUGUGUAUUUUGUAUUUGUUCUUGGUUAAAUACUGAGUUUGUGGUUCAAGCACAAAUCAAGUAUGGCUGGGAAAACUGAGGGUUUUCAUUAAGUGUUAUAUGGGUACUGAAGAUGUGACUAUAGUUGGGGAAUUUUCCACUUGCACAGUCCAACUGCAUAAGCCAUUUGCCUUGAAGUGACCAGUGAAGACUACUACUAACAAAGUCUAAUUGAAGCAUACAGGGAAAUAUAGUACCUUGGUGGUUUAUUCAUGAACUUUGCUGCCUUAAUUGCUCCUUACUGUCAUGAUCUUGGUUUACCCCAUCAGGGCCUGCAUGCUUAGUUGUAGUAAGAAGAAAAUGUAUCACUUGGCAGCGUUUCAAUACUAACAAUGCAUCUGUUUUUCUUCCUUUCCACCAACUUUUCUGUUUAUUUGUAACUCCAAAAUUGUAUCUCAGAUUCUUUGAAUUUGUCUUUGCAGAUUAGCUGAAGAGUUCAACAAGAUUCCAGAUCAUAUUUGUGGAGAGCCUCAUGUUUAUUCCCUACACGACCUUUUGCAGGUGAUUUGAAUGUGUUUUAAAGAACAUGUAAGAGUGGAGUCCACUUAGAGGUCCUACAUGGUGAUGUAGCUGAUUAUGUAUGUUUCAGUAUAAAGAACAAAAAUGAAUUGGUUUUAUGAUGAAUUCUUCAACAAUGGUUGACCUUGGAAGCUUGUGCAUGGGUUAGGAACAUGGAAAACAGAAGUACAUUGAUCAUGGCAGUCAUGGGAGCUUCUGUAUACUGGCAACUCUAUACCCAAAUAUGGAAUGCACCCAAAUAAUUUAUGGUUAAUGGACUUGUAUUGUGCAAUAUUUUAACAGAGUUGCUAGGAAUAAUUAUUGUGUGGUAUUGGUGCAUGUAGUUUUUACAAUUCAUUCUUAAUGAAUUUAGCUUUGCUUAUUAAAGUUUGAUGAUAUAAAUAACUGUUUGGCAGAGUAGCAUAAUGAAACUUAGUGUCGGCUUUCAUAAUGCCUAUAAGUUUUAUUUUGGCAAUAGUAGAAGACUGAACAGUGAUGGAAGUACUGUCAAAAGGACCAGUUCUCAAAUGGGCAAACAAUUGAAAACUGCAUGAGUCUCCUGGAAUGGAGGAAAAAGCUCUUUCCUUUCUCCAAAGGUUUGAAGACAAUUUAAGCAGAUCCAGGUCUAGAGAUCAGAAAAUUCUCUAGAAAGUGACGUUAUUCAAAGGUGUUCUCAAGAAGUGGGAAAACCAACUAGAGAAACUGGAGGAACAUGGCAAACCUAGAGGGAACAAACUUGUUGCAGCUACUCGGUACAAGGUUGUUACACAAGUUGACAUGCAAAAAUUUGCAUGUCAACUUGUGUAACAACCUUGUAAAAAAUAAUAAUAAACAGCACAAAAUAGAGACAAGUCACAGAAGCAUGUGGAUGGCCAGAAGAUGAGAAAGACAUCACACUCAGAAAUGCAAUUCUCCUUGGGCUCUGGUGUAUUAAAAGUGUUUGGAAGAAAACUAGGAUAUUCUUGAGGUGGAACAGGUCAUUGUGAUUGCUACAGACAUCUACAACAGUGAUUCUCAGAGAUCAUAAUGCCAACUCUCAGUAUGGUGUCAACAGCAGUCACAGCCACACAGCAAAGAUCAAGUGAAGUUCACAAUCUGCAAGAAAACCAAUAGGUCAGGAAAACUAUGUAAGGAUGACACAAUGAAGACGCUCCAAAAAGAAUAGACUUGGAGAGAAAGUAAUCCUUCCAAAAGCUAAGUAGAGCUAAACCUGCUCAUCUCAGAUCUAAGCAUCCAGCCAGAGAUGUGGUAUGUCACAACUGUAGAAAAAGAGGCAGUACAUGAAGUGUUGCAAAUCCAAGGCAAAACCAAGUAAGAAACAAUCCAAGCCAGUUAUCAGCCAACUCCACACCACUGGAACUGCUAGAAUAACACUAGAAUUAACCAACAGUUUCACCAUUUACAAAGGUAUCACAUCAAGAGCAUUAAUGCCCUUUUAAGCAGGCGCGUCAAGCCACUCUGGUUGAGCUCAGCUGAUAGGGAACUUAUUUGCGAUGUUGAAUGUGAGAUCAACUUGAGUGCUGGGGAAAAUGCACUGUCUUUGUGUAUGUGUAAUUUUUUUGGAGUUGAGGAACUCAUAUGCUGUAUCUCUUUCAGUCCAAAUCUUAGGAUAUAGAGAUGUGGUCAAAGGCUUUGAUUGCCAGAAUGUAAGUAGCACAUUCAGGUCAAGCCUGAUGCUUAGGUGGUGCAGUACCUGUCCAGGGCAGUAUGCAAGAAGAAAAAACAGGCUUACAAAGGCAAGCUAGAUAGAUUUUGUAGCUUAGGAAUUAUCAACCCUUUGAGGGAUGUGGAUGAAUGGAAAAAAGGUCAAUCUGAAAAAACUGCUGUUCAAGUCAACCAAAUGUACCGGUACAUUUUUAGGCCACAUCUUGACACUCAAAGGUAGAAAGACUUACAGUAGAAAAGUGGAUGCCAUAAAGCAAAUGAGUGCACUGAACAAAAACAAGUGUCUUCAGAGUUUUCAAGGCAUGACCAAUUAUUAGAAAUGUUUUUCUCUCAAUUUGAUAAAGCUCUCUAAGUUCUUUAAGCCUUUUCUCAGAUAGAAAGUUGAAUGGAGGUCUAUGAAGAGUGGAAGCCUUUGUGGUAAUGGAAGACAAACUAGGAAAGACCCCAGUGCUUGCAUAUUUCAACUCUAAAGCUGUACUUGUCAUUCAGACAGAUACAUCUUUGAAAGGUUUGAGAGCAGUGCUGCAACGGGAAGGUACACCAGUAAUCUUAGUACUAUAAACUGACUCCUGCUGAGUAGCCCUAUUCCAACAGUGAGAGAGAACUAUUAUGAGUUGUGUUUCCUAUGAAGAGACUGCUCAAUUAUGUGUUUGGUGAACUGAUUAGAGUUCAAAUAGAUAACAAACCAUUGGAGGCUAUUUGGAGGAACAAUAUCUUUAAUGCAAGUUCAAGACUUCAAAGGUCACUUCCAAGGCUUGCUCUGAGUGAAAUCCAUGUGGAGAACAUCAAGAAAUGUGCUCACUCAACUAAAAUACCUCUCUGGCUGGAAACUACACCCAUAGUUUGGCAAACUUGAAGCCAAAAGUAAAGAAACAUUCAAAAAGUACUUUCAUAAAACCUUAUUUAACUCUCUAAUUGCAUGAAAAAUAAUUGAGAUGCAGUGAUAAAGCCAUUUCAUGGCAGUUUUGUCAACUAUGGUAUAUUCAACAAAUCAGUCACCAUAUUCUUCUUCUCUUAUUUCACACACAACAAAAUUGUACCGUUCAUAAAAGAGGGUUGUAGCUUAAAAUGCAAACUUGGAGUUAAGAUCUCAAAAAAAAAGUUAUGCUAUAAAAACUGGGUAAAAUGUUUUUUUUUUGUCUUCAUAUUUUUAGUUUCGUACCAAUGUUCUGAUAUUUGGAGUACCACAACUACUGCAGCGACUUCCAUCAUUCAAACUAAUACUUUUUAAUAAACAAAUAUCACCUGAGACUGAUGCCAAAGACCUAGGUGUUCAGCUGGAUGCAAACCUCAGUUAUAACAAAGAUAUUACUAAGAGUGUUUCAAACUGUCUUUUUAAGUUGAAACAAAUCAGUAGAAUUAAACAUCUUAUAAAUAGGAAAAUGCUGUUGCUACUUAUGAGUGCCUUGGUUUUUAGCAAAUUAUUAUCUUGCUCAAGCAUCUGGAGCAAUACCAGCAAUAUCAGCAUUGACAAAUAAGAAAAAGUUCAAAACUUUGCCAGAAAAUUGUUCUGGGGCCUAGAAAAAAUGAUUGUAUUUCUGUAGGACUAAAGCUCCUUUUUAAAGAUGUACUUAAAUUGACUGAUGCAGCUAUGAUUUUCAAGUGCAUUAAUAAUCUUCCCCCGGAUUACCUUGCAAAUAAGUCUAGGCUACAUUCUUGUGUUCAUGACAGGCAAACUCAAUUAGCUAGUACCUUGGAUAUACCUUUUUGCCACCUUUCAGCUGGUCAGAGGUCUCUUGCUUAUAGAGGAGCAAAACUGUAGAACUCAUUAAGCAGCAAUCUUAAGUGUUUAAAAUGUUCCUAGAAAUUUAAGCAUUGAUUUACUAAGCUGUUAUUAGGUUAACUUCAUUAUUCAUUAUUUUUAUUCUAAUAUAUAUAUUUAGCUGUAACAACAGUCUUAUAUUCUUUAAUUUGUUUUAUUUCUUUUUACCAUUUGUAUUGAUGCUGAAAAACCCAUUUAGGGAGUUUCAAUAAAGAUCUGUAUCUGUAAUGUAGAAGGCAUACUUGAAUUUCUUCCAAUAAGCAUGCUGAUCAACAGGACACUAAUAUAUAAAGGGUAUGCUUUCUCAAAAACAGUUGAUUUUUUUGUUGUGGGUCUGUGACAUUUUCCUUUGACAGCAUCAGAAGAGUUGCACUCACAUUGAACUUGAACUGAUUUAGUUAAACAAGAGGAAAACAACAUUGAGUCAUUAAAUGUUCAAUUGUAGCAGCCUAAAGACCUAAAGAAUAGUAUUGAGUGCCCUUAAAAAGCUAAAAUGACCAGCAGGUUCAUCAUUAAGAUAUACUUUUUUUCAAUUGUUAGGUAACAAUACAAUUAGAAUGAAACUAUUUUAUUUUUAUUUAAUUGGUCUGUAUCUUGCAGGUGCAUGAUGGGGACUUACACCAAUUUUUGAAUAAGUUAGCAGUAGAAUCUCUUAAUCACAUCAAUCAUUGUCAGGUAUGACAAAUAAUAAGGCAAGUUGUAUUGGUAAAAAAACGCUCUUAUCUGAUUGGUAUUUUAAGUGUUCUUAUCUACCAAGCUCAUUUGGUUCAUACAGGGCCAAACUGUGUAAUAUCAAUUCUUAUUAAAGUAACGACUUCCUGUGGCAACCAUUUUAACCUUAAACAUGCCCAACUGGCUCUAGUAAGAACUUUUAAAGUGUGCAAACCAAUGUAAAUUUGAUUUGAGAAUUUAGCUUCAUGAAAGUCGUUGCUUGAUUUCCUUUCUAUUCUGCACUAACUUGUUUGCUUUUUGCGAUGUGAAAAGUUCAAUCCAAGGGUUAUCAGUGUAGAUGGCACACUUUGUUAGGACUGUUCACCUUACAUUACUCAGCUAAGACAAUCAAGUCAGUCAAUUUGUUGUCUACAAGUACUUCCUAUGAGACCCCUUUCUCACUGGUUAAGAGUGUCUCUAAAAUCACAAUUGCUUUUGAUGUAGAUAAAGAACCUGUGUUAGAGAUGUUGGUUAAUUUGAGUAUCAUAAUCUCUGUGAUUUCAUUGACUGAUGUUGUUUACCCUGUGUGCUUAUCCCUCUUGAGGAAAGUACAUAGGUCUUCUACUUGUAUUGUCUCAUCCCAAAUCAUAUUGAACUCAACCUUUCAUGUUUAAUGGCUGACAUUUUUGUUGCAGUGUACACAAUCCCCUGGUGACUUGCCCUUGUAGUUGGAAGUGAUUAUUUGAAAUUUUGUCAAAGACUUUUCGAAUUUGUUACAUUUGAAGACAGAGUAUGAAGUGAACAUGUUUUCAGGUGGUUCAGAUUUGUGGAAAAAUUCAGGCUGAAUUCAAACCAGUGACUAUCCUGCAAGGACAUUUCAGCAUUCUAACCUGUGACCUAUCAAGCAAAAUGGGAAUUGGUUGUGGUUUACUAAAACAACCUUGUUUUAUGAUACCCAUGUCCAUGUAUGGUUCCUGUUAUGACAUUAAAGGGGUUAAAAAGAAUAUUCAAUACAUACUCCCCAUAUUGUGCCAACUAUAUGCAUUCAAAUGGAAGCUAAUAUGUUUCACACAUAUAUGUGUGUGAAGUCGCAUGGAGCACUGGCCAGCAAACUACUGUAUUUUUCACAUAUUCAUAUUCUACAGGUUGUUACAAGGUUAAGGUGUUUUCAUAUUUUAUAGUUCUCUAGCCCCUUAACUGCAGUUCACCACUAAGUUUUUUUUUGUCUUUUCUUUUUUCAACUUUGUACAGCUGUGUCUUGCCAAAGGAUUUAUCUGUGAAUAUUGCAAGGAUGGGAAAGACGUCAUAUUUCCUUUUAUGCUGAACAGAGUUGUGCAAUGUUUAGGUGCAUUACUGUCCUAUAAUUUUUUAAACAGAGGCUUGGACUGUUAAAAUGUUAUUUGCUAUUUAUCCAAAGUUGAGGUCACUGUUGUUAUUCUCUGUCUCAGAAGGAAGCACCCUGUGUCAUAGUUUAGAUUGUUAAGUAUUGAGUGGAUGGGUAUUCAAAUUAAAGCUCCAUAGGUAGUUCUGCAAAAAGUUUCCUAUUGUAGUGAAUGCCCUGUUCAAUAUGGACACAAUUUACAAGGCAUUGCUUAAAAGACAGUAUCCAUUGAUCCAAAUACUGCUUGAGUGUAUUCACAGAUUUCUUUAAAAUUAUUCAGAUUAAACCAGGUUGUGGUGGUGCUAGUGCUAAUAUAUUAUGUUCUUUGUAGUUUGAAAGCUUCAUUCAAUUUUUUUUGUGUGGUCUUCUUGUUUGCUAAUGAUUGUUAGACCUCUUAAAUCAUUGCUCUACAUAGGCUGUCGGGCAUCAUUUCACAAGGAAUGUUUUGUUGAAGGCAAAUGCCCAAAAUGUGAAAGAAUACGUGUAAGGUAAAGUACAUGUUAUUGAUCUUUGUUGUAGAUUCAUAAUUGUUUUUAGUAAUGUGGUGCAGUUCUUAGGACUUUUUACUCAAAAACCUACUAUCAGUGUUGAUUGAAAUGGCACCAGAGAGUCAAAUUAAACAUAGCCAAAUGAAUAAAGGGGGCAAGAUUCUAAAGAAACUGUAGUGCUGCAUCAGUGGGGAAGUAUAACAAGAUAAUUGGGUAUUAUCAACUGUUGAUCAUGUAAAUUAGUCACUGUAAAGAGUUUUUAAGCUGACAUUUCAGGGGUUAUAGCCCUUUGCUCUUACAAAGGACUAAUGCAAGAUUGAGUGAAUAAUUUUCCCAAGUUUUACUUAAUUCCAGUCACAACAACAAACUGUGCAUGACACAUAUUAGGUUUCCUUUGAUCAAGGAAGUUGCAGUAUUAACUUUGUUACAAUGAGUGGCUAAAGUACUGGCACACUCUACUACUUUUUUUUCAUUGAUCUCCCCUCUCCUCCAUUUCAAUGUUGUUUGGUGAAAACAAAAUGGUCUCUGAUUUAUUUCAACAUUGUUUUAGGGGAAGGGGGGCUUUCAAGUUAAAUAUUAGGAAUAAAUUACAGGUCUGGAUUUCUGUUUAUUAUGUUGAGUGGGGGGUUGUUAACCACCUACUUAGGGGAGGCAUGAGAUAUGAUCCUUCUAAAAACAAGUAUGUUACUUGGAGGUAUUGAACAAGUGAUACUCAGCUUCUAAACCAACUUUACAGAGACCAGCAUGGUUUGUGAGGUUUUACCUAAGGAGGUUUUAGUUAGUUACUUACUUUCUUACACACUAACAUACUUACUUUUUUUUACCAACACACUGGUUAGCUUUACUGGUUAUGGUCAUUAAACUUGAAAACUGGAAAGGCAACCUGAUAAUGUUGUUCCUAGAAUGUUUUCAACAUAUUCAAGUAAUCCCCUUUGAACCAUCAUAACUUAUGGAAUAACGAACCAAAAUUGUUACUGCCCAAGUAUUGCCAAAUUUUCCCCCGUUCAAAAAAACCCUUCUAGACCAUAAAGCAAAUUAUUUUGGCAUUCUGGAUUUAAUGUGAAUAUGUAUGUAUGCCAAGCUCUUUUCUUUUCACCAGUACUCACUUAAACAUUGAAAUUUCUAGUCUAACACUUCAUCUAUCUUCAUCAGGAAACAAGUGUUAUCUGAAGCUGUCUCUCCAGAGGAAGAACAGAUCUUAGAAUAUUAGCCUUACAGAUUUGUCUAGUCUGUAGAUAUUUGAGAUCAGUGUCACUACAAAAUCAAAAAUGAUAAUAUACAAAUUCAGUAAGGGCUAAUACCCCUUAAGGAUGAUCGCUUUUGACAUGUUUGACUGUACUGAAUAAUGGGCUUUCCAUCCCGAGCCUUUGGGAUUACCUUUGAAUUGCAAUCUUCAUACCUAGAGAGAUUAUUCAAGCAACUAUAAGCCGUAUCAAUAAGCAGAAACGCGGGGAAAGUUAGUUUAAAAGACCAUUCUGGUGUCCCUUUGCAAUUGGGGCUGAAAGAAUUUUACUCAUGAAAAAGCAAUUUAUUUCAUAAUGCAACCGUAAGAAGUACACUUGGUUUUUUCAUCCUGCAAAUGGUAUGACAGGAUUUAAUACAUCACGCAAUUAAAAAAUGCAAACUAACAAACAGCAAAUGUUCUGAUCUAGUUUUCUUUUUAUGAAGUCUUACUUUUCUACACAUGUAACUUAUUCUACCCUGUACACCUCAGAGUUCUCACAUAGGUAAUCUUAUUCUUUAAAAUUAUUUUUCCUAUAUUUCCUUGAAAAAUGAGUCAAAAUAAAUUUUUAUCAGUUUUUAAAGCUUUAUGGGCCUCUACCCAAAAAA
Molecule: messenger RNA, 20034 nt
Organism: Pocillopora meandrina
Lineage: Eukaryota; Metazoa; Cnidaria; Anthozoa; Scleractinia; Pocilloporidae
Source: the annotation of a GenBank genome assembly